AUGGAAGACCCCAAUUUCUUCAAACCAGACCCUGCCGACGUUAAGCCAGGAAUAACAGGAGGAGAUGCAGAAUCAACAGGAGAGAAUGGGGAACCAGCAGGAGAUGCAGAAACAGCAGGAGAAGAUGCGGGAACAACUGGAAAGGAUGCAGAGACAGCAGGAGAAGCUGCUGAGACAAUUGGUGAACUUGGUCUGGAUGCUGCCGGAGGACGAGCAGCUCUGGGGAAAGACGCCGGUAAAGCUUUUGCCCAGGUCGCCAAAAAGCCUAUCAAACAAGGAGUGACGGACGCAAGUGGUGCUCUUACAGGUGCAGCCAAGAAUGUCGCGUCGAGCGUUGCAAGUAAAGUUGGAAGCACACUCAAGAAGCUAUUUGGGCAUCCAGGUGGAGGCGGUUCAGAUGCAGGAUCGUGUCAUUCAAGAUCCUUGAAUAAGAGAGGGUGCAGUAGCAGCGAUGGGAACAGCAACAACAAGGGUACCAGUAACAGCAACAACAAUGUCAACGGAGCAGCUGCAGCCGGUGCUGGUGUCGGUGCAGCAGUAGGCGCUGCCGCUAAUGCUGCUGCCAAUGCUGCCUCGGGAGCCGAGCCCGAAUCAACAGCGGAGUCCAUGACUGCGACGUCCAGCCUCGAGGACCCUCAAACACUCCCUGGGACGAGCUCUCAAAGCCCUACCAGUACUCUUCCAACUACAUAUAGGAUUUCUUCUACAACAUCCAAUGAUCUCACUUCCUCCACAAGUUCUACUACAGCCACAUCAAUGAAAGAAAGCUCCAUCGCUUCAUCUGAAACAACUGAAGCUACCGCAUCCUCAAAAGUUACUACUACGGCGACAUCGACGAAAGAAAGUUCGGCCACUUCAUCUGAAACAACAUCUGAAAUUUCAACAUCCGUAAAAAUCGCUACCUCUGUAGCGAUGACAUCCAGGAAAGAAAGUUCCAGUGGCAUCAAUUCCUUAACAUCAACGUUCAAAAAUACGGCCUCCUCAGAUCCCAUAACCUCUGUGACAGCAGAGUCUAGGCUUUCCAUCUCUAUGAGUUCGACUACAGACUCCAUAACAUCAGAGAUAUCCUCUACAGCAAAAGCUACCAUGUCGACUACAUCGGCCGCCUCCAUCGCAACGACACCUAAGAUCUCACCGACAACGACUCAAGCUUUGACCUCCCCAACAUCCAUCGCCUCCACAUUAAUAACUUCAUCUAGACAUGCAACCUCCAAAAUAACGACAUCUAAAAUCUCUACUACAGCAAGCUCAGGAGCUACGACGUCAUUAUCUUCUACAACAAGUUUGAAAGCUACGAUUUCCUCGACAUCGGGAAUAUCCACAUCUUCCAUGAUGAGUACUGAAGCGACGACCUUCUCGCCAUCAAACACAUUUAUAUCCUCAAUCAUAAGUUCUAAAUCUACGAGUCUCUCAUCAUCAAACAGCCUCUUUGCCUCAACAAGUCCCAAAGCUACAACCUCCACAUUUUCAAGUCCUACAACGUCUACACCCUCAACAACAACAUCUGAACCCCCACCUUCUACAACGUCCAUACCAUCUCCUUCACAAACGAUGACAACCUUGAAGACCGUAAUCUCAAGUACUACUACGUCUGCGAAACCUUUUUCAACGCCGCCACCACCACCACCCACGACGACUUCAUCCCCACCGCCACCACCCAAGACAUCUUCAACGCCGCCACCACCACCCACGACAACUUCAUCCCCACCACCACCACCCAAGACAAUCUUCAACACGCCGCCACCACCACCCACGACAACUUCAUCCCCACCACCACCCCCGAAGACAUCUUCAACCGCCACCACCCAAAACAAUCUUCAACCCCACCACCACCACCGAAAACAACUUCAUCCCCGCCACCACCCCAACAACAACUUCAACCCCACCACCACCACCGAAAACAACUUCAUCCCCGCCACCACCGCCAACAACAACUUCAACCCCACCACCACCACCGAAAACAACUUCACCGACCCCAACGAAGGCGAGACCGACAACAACAACGGUGGUGCUGGCAAACCCGAGUUAGGACCAAGCAUGGCUGGCGAGCCAAUUCCAUGA
Molecule: messenger RNA, 2061 nt
Organism: Letharia columbiana
Lineage: Eukaryota; Fungi; Ascomycota; Lecanoromycetes; Lecanorales; Parmeliaceae
Exons: 2
Coding region: 1-2061 (686 amino acids)
Source: RefSeq, a predicted model, not a curated record